CGGCACCACCACCAUCGAUGAUGAGCACGCCGCAAACACACGACCAGCAGCACGACCAGCAGCACCAGCAAAGCAGUAGUGGUAGGCGGUGCGAGUUUAGGGAUGAUGUUGCAGAGUACUUGGAGGAGGUGUGGGAUCGAUCGGCAUCGGGACAAAGAUUUGCGGACCUGUGUGAGCGGCUGGCCAUCCCACCUGCGCACACGUGCUUGCGCAUUAACACGCUCGUGAACACGCGCGAAGAGGCCAUCCAGACACUGGCACGGGAGCUUGAGGGGACAGACUACAAGUUUGAGCAGCACCCCAAGCUCGAUGAUGUGCUGAUUCUACCGGCAAUUGGCCCGCGACGCGUUGUUCCGGACAAGGAAGGCCUGUUUGUUGUCGUGGACGCCGCGUGCGGUGCAGCUGUGCUUCGUGGCUCCGAUGUGUUUGUGCCGGGGAUCAGGGCGUGCUCGAGCGGCGUGCACUCAGGCGCGCGCGUUGCCGUGUAUGCGGACGUGCACAAGGCGUGCAGCACCGGCCAAACCAAGCUGCCGCCGGCGGAGGAGAGGGCUGCAAAGAAGAUUGUGUUUGUCGGCAACGGCAUCGCCCACUUUGACCGCGCAGACGUGUUCAGGUCUUCCGACGCGGUCACCAGCGGCCUCGGCGUGGAGAUGGGCGAUAUCGAGUUUCAGACACCGUGCCUUGGCCACUUGGACCGGUCGCUUGUGCUCCAGAACCUGCCAUCCUGCGUGGCAUCGCACGUGCUUGCACCGCAGCCAGGCGAGCAUGUGGUGGACAUGUGCGCAGCGCCUGGCGGCAAGACGGCCCACAUUGCCGCGCUCAUGAACAACACAGGGCGCAUCACCGCAUACGAGCGAAGCACGAAAAGGUGUGCAGCGCUUGUGCAAUGGCUGGAGACAGUGGGCGUGACUUGCUGCUCAGUGUUCAAAAUGGACGCCCGCAAGUGUUGCCUGCAGGCAUUACCCCAAUCGUCGCCAUCACCAUCAUCAUCCUCAUUAUCAUCGUCGUCAUCUCAGGCAGUGGAGAAGAAGAAGGUGCAAGCUGGGAGUGUGGAUCGCGUAUUACUGGAUGCCCCGUGCACCGGCCUUGGCCAACGCCCGAAGUUUGAGCACGCCACGCCACUGACAGAUGUGAUUGAGGCCCCGUCGUUCCAGAAGAAGCUCUUCCGAACAGCGGUUGCUCUUCUCAAACCGGGGGGUACCCUCGUCUACUCAACGUGCUCCUUCAACCCAGAGGAGAACGAGGGCGUGGUGGCCUGGGCUCUGGCAGAGUUUCCGCAUGACAUUGAGAUUGCGCAGCAGGUGCCGUACAUCGGAGAGGCCGGGGUGCAAUAUGAGGGCCUGUCUGAGGAAGCGAGGCAGCGCGUGCAGCGGUUCACACCAUCAAGCACGUGUGACACCAUAGGCUUCUUCAUCGCAAAGUUCAUCAAGAAGCCACCAAACCCACCCUGAAUCGUGUCGGCGUGUAUGUGUCUGUCUGUGUGCUUGUUCGUGCGUCUGCGUGUGGACGUCUGUGUGUGCAUCAUCUGCAUGUGCAUCUGCAUUUACGUGUGCGUGAGUGAACUUGUACCCUCACCUUUGUGUUGUCCGGCACCGUCGUAUCAACAACCAUCAUACCAACAAGCACCAUGGCUCCACACAACAGCCCCCCCCCCCGCCGAAAAUGCUGUCUUGUUGCAUGUGGCCGUGUC
Molecule: messenger RNA, 1690 nt
Organism: Salpingoeca rosetta
Lineage: Eukaryota; Choanoflagellata; Craspedida; Salpingoecidae
Product: Nsun6 protein
Exons: 6
Coding region: 18-1451 (477 amino acids)
Biological process (GO): RNA methylation
Molecular function (GO): methyltransferase activity; RNA binding
Source: RefSeq, a predicted model, not a curated record